This is a messenger RNA of Cyprinus carpio (common carp), 519 nucleotides long. Its product is annotated as C-C motif chemokine 19-like. The transcript is spliced from 3 exons. The record is from RefSeq and is a predicted model, not a curated record. Gene Ontology annotation, cellular component: extracellular region. Gene Ontology annotation, molecular function: chemokine activity; CCR chemokine receptor binding. Bases 85 to 504 code for a protein of 139 amino acids. Lineage: Eukaryota; Metazoa; Chordata; Actinopteri; Cypriniformes; Cyprinidae. Gene Ontology annotation, biological process: cellular response to tumor necrosis factor; monocyte chemotaxis; chemokine-mediated signaling pathway.
GCAGAAGCGUAUAAAGGGCGUGCAAACAGCCUUGAGGCACAUAUCCGCUGAGCACAGGUGAACGAACACAUACAGCGGGACAAAAUGUUCUCUAACGCUCUGACAUUUUGGACAGGUGCUCUGCUCAUAUUGAGUGUCAGUCUAUGGAGCUGCACAACAGCUCUGAACGAUGGGGCAGCGGAUUGUUGUUUAACCACCAGCAACCGGCGCAUCCCACGGAGGGUGGUGACAUCCUUCACCAUUCAGACCCGUGAAGGAGCCUGCAGAACUCCUGCCACUAUAUUUGUCACAAAGAAGGGAUUGAAGCUCUGUGCACCAUUUCCAAGUGAGAAUCACUGGGUGACCGAACUGAUCAAUCACAUACUAGCAGGACCUAUACCCAAAAAUCCUAGAGGUACGUGUUUGUACAUAUUUCAUCAUCAAGUCUUGGUACUUAAAAAAUAUAAAUGUACAUGCAUGCUUUUAAAUUCUGUUUGCAUAACAACACCUAGCAACAUCAUAUAACACUUAACAUUUAGA